Molecule: messenger RNA, 655 nt
Organism: Cervus elaphus (red deer)
Lineage: Eukaryota; Metazoa; Chordata; Mammalia; Artiodactyla; Cervidae
Gene: TMEM207
Product: transmembrane protein 207
Exons: 5
Coding region: 80-529 (149 amino acids)
Source: RefSeq, a predicted model, not a curated record
GAGAAGUUAACAAGUUCUGAGUAAGACGGAGAUAAACACAGAUGGCAAACCGCUAUCUUGAGCUGCUUGUCCUUUAAGUAUGUUGAGAUCCAGACUUUUAAGUGACACUUCAGUGAUCUCAAAAGCAGGAAUCUUGUGUCUGCCACUAUUCCAGUUGGUGCUAUCGGACACACCAUGUGAAGAAAAUGAAAUGUGCAUAAACUAUAAAGAUCAUUACACAAAUGGCUGGUAUAUCUGGUUCUUGCUGCUGAUUUUCCUGGUGGCUCUUCUCUGUGGAACAGUGAUCUUCUGCCUCCAGUGCUGCCUGAGGAGACUCCAAAAUGGUCCCCGAAGACGCACCAUGGCUGUUUUUGCUGUUGGAGACUUGGAUUCCGUUUAUGGGACAGAAGCAGCUGUGACUCCAACUGUUGGAAUGCACCUACACACUCAAACCCCUGAACCGUUUUGUGUUCCCUGUUUUGGAGUUUUAGGCCCCCCGCCUCCAUAUGAAGAAACUAAAAUCAAGCCGAUUUUAGAUCUAGAUCGCUAAUUGAAAUGAUUAGAAAUAUUUUAAAUUUCAAAAUAUGCAAUUUAGGAACAAUUCUCUCAUUGAGAAUUCCUGGAAAUCAGUUAAUGUAGUCUUAAAAAGGACAAAUAAAUGAAUAUAAGAAAAGAA